This is a messenger RNA of Saxophila tyrrhenica, 1386 nucleotides long. RefSeq lists its product as uncharacterized. Lineage: Eukaryota; Fungi; Ascomycota; Dothideomycetes; Mycosphaerellales; Extremaceae. Gene Ontology annotation, molecular function: oxidoreductase activity. The transcript is spliced from 2 exons. The coding region runs from base 1 to 1386 and encodes 461 amino acids. The record is from RefSeq and is a predicted model, not a curated record. Gene Ontology annotation, cellular component: cytoplasm.
AUGACUGAACGUCCCUUUCCUGUCGAAAACUCCACAGCCUCGUUCUGGCGCUCAAACAACCUACACCACAUUGACAGCUAUCGCAGUCCUGAGUUUCCUUCCGACGCCGAUAUCGUUAUCAUCGGCGCUGGUUAUACCGGGGCAUCUCUAGCACACCACAUACUUGCAAAAACAAACCAGGGCUCUCAAAGACCAUCCAUAGCCAUCCUAGAAGCCCGAGAAGCCGUAUCUGGAGCCACCGGCCGCAAUGGCGGUCAUCUCAAACCAGACGCGUUCAUCAAAGCGGCAAAUGCUCUUGAUAGCCACGGGAAAGAAGCCGCAGAAGAAGUUGCGGCGUUCGAGACGAGGCAUUUGAAGGCCAUUGCUGAUCUCGUGAGGGAAGAAGGCGUGGAUUGUGAUUUCGUCUUGACCCGGGCGUUGGACAUCUGUCUUUACGAUCAGGGCAAUGAGGAGAUGAAAGAGAAGCUCGAUAGGUUGCGAGAAGCUGGCGUUGAUGUUGACGAUGUCUUCUACAGUUCAGAGGCUACUGCUGAGAGCUUGUCCGGCUUUAAGGGAGCGAAGGGCUGCUUCUCCAACACAGCAGGGCAUAUCUGGCCAUAUAAACUCGUUACGCAUCUGCUCGCUAAUGCUGUCGUCCGAGGAGUCAAUCUGCAGACCAGUACACCCGUUAGGGACGUCUCAACCACGCCAGAUGCCAACGGCAAGUACACCAUAACCACAGAUCGCGGCUCCAUUACAGCCAACAAGGUCCUCUUCGCAAGCAACGGCUACACCACCGCCAUCCUCCCUGACCUAAAAGACAAACUCGUCCCCGUUCGAGGCAUCUGCAGCCGCAUCGUCUGCCCCCCAACAUCCAGGCCACCUCUCCUAACCAACAGCUACAUCCUCCGCUUCAACCCCGUCGAAUACGACUACCUCAUCCCCCGCACCGACGGCAGUAUCAUCGUCGGCGGCGCACGAAGAGACUACUACCGUCAACUGGACAGUUGGUUCAACGUUAGCGAUGACAGUAAAUUGACCGAGGGCGCUGAGCACUAUUUUGACGGAUAUAUGCAACGACACUUCGAUGGCUGGGAAGAUAGCGGAGCGUUUACUGAGAGGGUGUGGACGGGAAUUAUGGGGUAUACAGCGGACGGCUACCCUUAUAUUGGUGAAGUGCCGGGAAGGAUGGGACAGUUUGUGUGCGCGGGCUUCAAUGGGCAUGGAAUGGUGCAGGUGUUUCUGACAGCGAAGGCGGUGGCGGAGAUGGUUGUGAAUGGGAAAGGGAUUGAGGAGGUUGAUUUGCCGAGAUUGUAUCGGUUGACAGAGGAGCGGUUGGGGAAGAAGAAGAGACAUGGACAAUUGGUGGCAUUUGAUGCCUUCCAGGAAGCUGAAGCGAAGCUUUAA